Molecule: messenger RNA, 786 nt
Organism: Olea europaea var. sylvestris
Lineage: Eukaryota; Viridiplantae; Streptophyta; Magnoliopsida; Lamiales; Oleaceae
Exons: 2
Coding region: 1-786 (261 amino acids)
Molecular function (GO): protein binding
Source: RefSeq, a predicted model, not a curated record
AUGGACUGGUUUUCUUGGCUAUCAAACACUGGCCUUGAGCCUUAUCUCGUUCGUCACUACGCUUUUACUUUUCUUCACAAUGAACUUCAACAAGAUGAUAUAGCUUAUUUUAGCCAUGAAUUGCUACAAAGCAUGGGAAUUACUGUGGCUAAACAUCGGCUCGAAAUUCUCAAGCUUGCUAUGAAAGAAAAAGUCAGAAUACACCCAAUGUUAUGGUUCAUUUUCGCCAUUAAGCAUACAAAGACAUUUCUUGCUAAGCAUAUUCAGGGUAUGGUCCUUCAUGAAAAUUCAGCUCUUGUACCGAAAAGGAAUUACAGUUUGAGAUGGAAGAUUGCCAUGUUGCAGAGGAACAAGAAGUUGAAAGCUACAAAGCCAGAAAGGCAAAUGCUGCUAACAAAUGGAGAUUAUGCUGCGGAGUCUGGCCGAAAAAUGUUGAUGCUCACAAAUCGGAGUAUCAUAGUCGAUUCUAAAAGCACCCGCUCGGAUCAAAAUUUGAACAGAAUCGAUAAAAAUUCGCGUAUCAGAAAACGCGCAUUGGAUUAUGGAAAAGUGGACAGUGACAAUGGUGAGAUUUGGUCGAGUAGUGUCAAAGAAAUCAUGUGGGAUACAAUGUUUCAGAAUUUGAAGCCAACUGCAGUUUCGACUGUUGUAAGCUUCUGUUCUGUUUUCUUUUCAACCCAUAAAUUACAAGGAUACAAUAUAGGAAUAUCCAUCCUUCAAGCAAAGGCAUACAAGAGACAGAGGGACAAAGAGAGCCAAAUCAAGAAUAUAGAAUCUGAAUUUUGA